AUGAUAAUAAUCAGGAAAAAAUAUAGACCGAUAUUUCUGGCCUUAAUAGUGUUCCUAAUAUACAAAUGCUACCCGUCAAACUCAACUUAUAAUAACGAUUACGAUAAUUCUGAACAGAAAUUAAGCUUGACUAAGGAAAAGUUGAAAAAACAACCGCCUCAUAAUGCAGAUAAUAAUGACUUGAGGCCGUUAUCCAAUGGUAAAUCUGGUGUUUUUACUAACAACAAAAAUCCCAUGUUUUAUCAAAACAGCGUUAAAAAAUGUAUUAAUUAUAUGGAGUAUUCCUCAGUAAAACACUAUUUGGAAACUGAUGAUAUAAGCGACCCAUUAACUUUGCCCUUCCAACGGCCUCCCAAAAAUUGUAGAACUUUCCAUAGUGAUAUAAUAGAAAUUGUAAUUGAUGAAUUAAAAAAGAGAUUUAAAGAUCCAAGGUUGUCAAGAAUUUUUGAAAACGCCUUUCCUAACACAUUGGAUACCACAAUUUUGUUUCAUGUUACCGCCGAGGAGAAUUCUAAAUUGUCCAAAAAAAACCAUAAUAAUCCAAGAACAGCUUACAGAAAUAUGUUACCCGAAUCCUUUAUUGUUACUGGUGAUAUUCAUGCUGAGUGGUUACGGGAUUCAUCGUGGCAACUAUCUGUUUAUCAGCCAUUAAUUAAAUAUGAUUCCAAAUUAUUGGAAUUAAUUAGAGGUGCCAUUAAUACACAAUCGCAAUUGUUGGCAAGUAAUCCAUAUUGCAAUGCUUUCCAUCCACUACCGUAUAUGAAAGUUAGUAAAGUGCCUGGCCAUAUUGAUAGAGUCCGCCCCUCUCCAAAUUGGGCGCAUGUGUUUGAAUGUAAAUAUGAAAUCGAUUCCUUGGCAGCAUUUUUGACAUUGACCAGGGAAUAUUACGAAAAUGCACCAAGAGUAGAUGACAUGGAGAAAAAAUUUAUUACUAAGGAUUGGUUGAGAGCUUUAUCACAACUUAUGCUUGUCUUAAAUAGAGAAAAGACUCCCACUUUUCAAAAGGAUACUGGAAAUGUUAAUAAUUUUAAUUAUAUUUUCCAAAGAGACACUAAUAUUGGGUCAGAGACCAGGCCCUUGGCAGGAACGGGGAAUCCAGCUAAAUACGACAUUAAUUUAAUUAAAUCCGCCUUUAGACCAUCCGAUGAUGCUACAAUUUUUUCAUUUUUUAUACCUGGGAACGCACAUAUGGCAGUUGAGUUGAAAAAAAUGGCCGCUAUCUUGGAAAAGUUAAAAGAUUAUAUUCAUGUUAAUGAUCUAGAUAAUUUUAUUAAUGUUGAUAAAACGCUUGAAGCGAUGAUGGUAUAUGCAUUGAAUAUUGAAACUGGUAUUUUGGAACACGCAGUUUUUCAAGACCCCAAACAUGGGCAAGUUUUAGCCUAUGAGAUUGAUGGAUAUGGAAGUAAAUUAAUGAUGGAUGAUGCUAAUAUACCAUCCUUGUUAUCCUUACCGGAUUUAGGGUUUUUGAAUGUAAGUGAUCCACUGUACCAAAAUACAAGAAAAAUGAUACUUUCAAGAGAUGGGAAUCCAUACUACUUGAAAGGUCCAUAUUUUGAAGGUAUUGGUGGUCCUCAUAUCGGCAUUCACAAUGCUUGGCCGAUGAGUCUAACAAUGGCUAUCAGAACUUCAAAUGACGAUGCGGAAAUAUUGAAAUAUUUGGAUUUAUUGUUAUCAAACACCGCGGGGCUGGGCUUGAUCCAUGAAUCUAUACAAGUGCAUAAACCAAAUGGACAACAAUAUACUAGGCCGUGGUUUGCUUGGGCAAAUUCUGAAUUUGCUAAAACAAUAUUACAUUUAGCUGAGCAUAAACCAGACUUGAUUUUUAAAGAAGAAUAUUGGGGGAAGCCUUUUGUUUUAAAAGAUUUGGAUCAAUAUAGAAUAGUUGAUUGA
This is a messenger RNA of Saccharomycodes ludwigii, 1890 nucleotides long. RefSeq names its product glycoside hydrolase family 125 protein. Lineage: Eukaryota; Fungi; Ascomycota; Saccharomycetes; Saccharomycodales; Saccharomycodaceae. The transcript has a single exon. Gene Ontology annotation, biological process: carbohydrate metabolic process. Bases 1 to 1890 code for a protein of 629 amino acids. The record is from RefSeq and is a predicted model, not a curated record.